Molecule: messenger RNA, 786 nt
Organism: Fusarium pseudograminearum CS3096
Lineage: Eukaryota; Fungi; Ascomycota; Sordariomycetes; Hypocreales; Nectriaceae
Exons: 2
Coding region: 1-786 (261 amino acids)
Biological process (GO): regulation of transcription by RNA polymerase II
Cellular component (GO): mediator complex; core mediator complex
Molecular function (GO): transcription coregulator activity; RNA polymerase II cis-regulatory region sequence-specific DNA binding
Source: RefSeq, a predicted model, not a curated record
AUGGCCACUCUCAACCUGGAAGACGACGAGCUCAAGGCUCUUGAACAGACGUUGAGUAAGGUGGCGCAACUAUCGAGUAGUAUCCAGAGCUUCAGGCAAGAUCUUGUCAAGAGCAAUCCUAUACCACCGCCGAAAUCAAUCCAAGCGUCGGCAAAAAUUCUACAAAAGAACCUCAGAUCCCUUCUCGAGAGCACAAACGAAAACGCAGACCUCUUCAACCGCAUGGCCAUUCAUCCUUCGACCAACUAUCCCGGCCGCGUCCACGAAAAUGUUCUUCUUCAGCUCCUCCGCAAGAAGCUCGAGCCCGACGUUGAAGAGCUCGUCAGUCAAGGCAUCGAAACAGCUCGUCUCGCCACACCAGCUGGUCUGGAAUCUCUAGAAAGCAUAUGGAAGGAACUGCGGGCCUGGCUCAUGGAACGGGUGGGUUACUUCGCUACCAACGAGAACAACGAUCCCUACACAGCAGAAGAGCGCGCAAACGGAACAGAGAACGUGCGCACUGGUCUACGGAGAGACAUCGAGGACGAUGAUGAUGAAGAGGACGAAGAAGAGGAAGAGGAAGAGCAACAGGAGCAGCCAGCUGCGGCCCCUGUGCAAGUCAGAGGGCCCGAACCGGAGACGUUGCUCUGGUUUGCGGCAAGAGGAGACUUUGAGGUCCCGCGCAAUGUCGAGUAUGAACGCAAAGAGGAUGCCUUCGCGGGUGUCUACGUCUACAAGGGACUUCAAGGUGUCGGUGUACCACCUACCGUCCAGUCGCCACUGCAGCAGGGCUCUGCUCCGUUGUAG